GGGUUGUAUCUCUUGGCAUCUCUCUCUCUCUCCACCCCUGUCUCUUUACGGGACUGCCAGCCCGUCCGGUGGUAUUCCAGGAAUGCGUUGAACAUGGCGUCUGCCGUGAACGCUCAGAAAACAGGACUGUUAGAACUUCGUAUUACCGUAGACCGCUGGAUCCGCGUAGUAGCAACCCUGAGCGAGGAAACGUUGACGGUAAGCCAUGGGGAAGUCGCCGAUGAAGCCGUUAAAACCUCUCCGGCACCCAGCGGGGCAGUUAACGGGGACCCGGCCAACCUUAGCUCUUCCCCCGUCCCGGAGACGAUCACCAACGUGAAGCGCACGGUCCGAGUAACCAAGCAAGACGUCGGGGGUCUUGGAAUUAGUAUUAAAGGUGGUAAGGAGAAUAACAUGCCAAUCUUAAUCUCCAAGAUCUUCAAAGGACUCGCCGCUGACCAGACCGAAGCUCUCUACGUGGGUGAUGCCAUUUUGUCGGUCAACGGGUGUGAUCUUCGAGAAGCCACUCACGACGAAGCCGUUCAAGCCCUGAAGAAAACGGGCAAAGAGGUCCUACUGGAGGUGAAGUACACGAAGGAGAUGUCUGUGUUUUUUAAGAGCGCCUAUCCAGGUGUUGCUCCUGUCUUGGACUCUCCGCCCCCUACACCACAGAAGCAGUCAGACAAAACUCUCAAGGAGCCCAGAACCAUCCCACUCAAAAUGUGCCAUGUCACCCGCAAGCAGUGUCCGCCAGACACAGAGGACAGGUAUUUUGAGGUCGUGUCAUCAGACAGGAAGAAGUCUGUGUUUCUGCGAGCGAAGGACCCAGCCAUGGCACAGGCGUGGUACAAUGCGAUCCAAGCAGGCAGUGCUGCGUUGCUGUCCAUGGUGAAGGACGGUCUCCGGGCCCUGCAGCCCGGUAUGGACAUCCGACACGUUGGCUGGAUCAUAGAGCAGGGGUCAGAGAGGCCGAUCAUUGCAGUGCUGACUGACCGAGAUCUGUUAUUGUACAGCUCUCUACCUGAAACCAAAGAAAGCCUUAAAAACCCUGACAAGAGCUAUCCACUUAUUACCACCAGACUCGUUCACUCAGGGCCUGGGAAGGGUUCGUCAGUGCAGGACUCGGAGCUGACGUUCGGCCUGCGCUUGGGCACGAAGCAAGGCGUGGAGACGCACCUGUUCCGCGUGGAUACAGCCAAAGACCUGUCCACCUGGAGCCACCUGCUGGUCGAGGGCUGUCACAAUGCUGCUGAGCUCAUCCAGGAAGUCACCACAGCGUGCACUUGGAACGGACAGUCGUGCAUGCUGAGUGUGCACAUAGACAACGGCUUCUCGCUUUUCACCGAGGAGGCGGGGCUCCGGAGACACAUCCUCCUACAGCAGCCAUUCGAGCGCCUGCGCAUGUCCUCUGACGACGGCGUGCGCAUGAUCUUCCUCGACUUCGGAGGCCCGGAGGCCGAGAUCCAACUGGACCUCCAUGCCUGUCCAAAGACCAUCGUCUUCAUCAUCCACUCCUUCCUCUCAGCCAAGGUGAAGCGGCUGGGCCUGCUGGCAUGACCUGUGAUGACCCAAGUCCAGCCCGCACGGCUGCACCACGCCUCAGCCUGAUGCCACAGAGAAGGAAUCCAUGGGAAUGGGAGGUGGUCAAGACAGAAUGGGCGGGGUCACAGGGUGGAAUCCUGGCACUGUCAGCCAAACAAACAAUCUAAAGGAUGCAAUGAAUACUUUUUUGAUCACAUUUUAUAUGUAGAACUGUUUUUUUUGUUUUUUUUUUCAGAGAACAUACAUAUGCCUUAUCAGUCUGUAAACAAUACUGAAGACUAAAAGAUUGAAAAUUGAACCAUUAUGAGAACUGGAUGAGAGAUAUUGGCAGAAAAAAAACAGGCUAAUAGUCCUAGGAACACUUCAACCAAAACUGGACGCAGGGCUAAAAUUGAAUGGAAACCAGAGGAAACCAAUCAGAAUGAUCCAAUUUGCCAGUGGAAACCAAUUGCAGUGAUCCAAUUUGCAUAAUGCCCACCUGGGCCCCACAAGCUUCAGCUCAGUGUUAAGUUCUAUUAGCAUUUCAGAGUAAGACGUACCUUUAAUGUGCCUCUCUCUGAAUGAUCUGCUGCUAUAUAGGGAAUAAUAUGGGGCUGACUUUGAGAGUUUCUAGUUCCAUAUUACUGCACAGUACAACUUGCUUGCCUUGUCAUGAGUAAGACUCAGACAUAAGUUAAGAUUUACUGUACUGAUGUUUGGCACCAAACAGCGCGAGGCUCCCUCCGAUGUCAAUCCGAUGUCAUUUUCUGUCCUGAUGGCAAAAAAAAAGAAGAGCUCUAGCCUUCACGAAGGCUUCACUUAGGCAGGCCAUCAAAUCUGAUUCUGACAUGUCUAAUACUGUAUCCAAUCUUUUUUCUAUUCUGCGAACCACAUGCAUUAAUUGGACAUUUAAGCAAAUGAACAUCUACUGGCAGCUCAUGAAAACACAAAAUCAAAUCAGUUUAAGAAAAUAAUCCAAAAAAACCAUCAGAUUUGAGUAUUACAAUCUGGUUUCUAAAUGUAACCCUUCAGGAGCUCAUCUUUUCAAAUGUGACAGCUGAACUCAUGCAAGGCACCCCUCUCUAAGCAUGUCAUCCAUCCAGGAAGUAAUAGUACAUUUAGAAGUCACAUCUAAUAUUUACAUUUAGGAAUUACAUAAAAUGGAUCUAAUUUUACUGAAAAUGUCAAUAGCUAUUUAAGACAUAGAAUGAUAGUAAUGGAAAAACACCUAGCUCACCUAUUAACCAGCUGGGCUUUACUGAGCACAUAAAGCUGAUCUUUAGUUGCAAUAUAUAACAUCAUGUAGAAAAUCUCACUUAUACCAGGGAAUAUUUUCUGGAGUCCCCCACCCCCAGCAUUUGUUUAUUUACAUUUCUAGUGUCAAAAUAGUGGGAUUUUUUUAAGACCGCAGUUCAUUCAGCUGUAAUGAACCAUGCCUAUGAACUGUCAACUUCUGAUAGGAAUGGGUCCUGCAUUUUUCAAAUACGUGGACGUGUCCUUAGGGAAGCUGAGUUGGAGAAUGAGAACAAUAGGAAUGUGUUGUGUGGUAUUUACAAAACAACAGCAUACUGGGCCAAUGCAAUGCUCGAAUGUCAACUCCCAUAAAGGUUAGUAUGUUGAGAAUCAGGGGCAAACUUUGCCCUAUAACAAAUUUAGUCU
Molecule: messenger RNA, 3159 nt
Organism: Electrophorus electricus (electric eel)
Lineage: Eukaryota; Metazoa; Chordata; Actinopteri; Gymnotiformes; Gymnotidae
Gene: snta1
Product: syntrophin, alpha 1
Cellular component (GO): sarcolemma; intracellular anatomical structure; neuromuscular junction
Molecular function (GO): structural molecule activity; protein binding
Source: RefSeq, a predicted model, not a curated record